This is a messenger RNA of Phoenix dactylifera (date palm), 2722 nucleotides long. Its product is annotated as putative beta-D-xylosidase 7. Gene Ontology annotation, molecular function: alpha-L-arabinofuranosidase activity; xylan 1,4-beta-xylosidase activity. Lineage: Eukaryota; Viridiplantae; Streptophyta; Magnoliopsida; Arecales; Arecaceae. The record is from RefSeq and is a predicted model, not a curated record. Gene Ontology annotation, biological process: arabinan catabolic process; xylan catabolic process. Gene Ontology annotation, cellular component: plant-type cell wall.
UACUUCUCUCCUUGGUUAUAUAACCCCUACCAAAGUCUCAUCCUUCUUGGCAGCAGCAACGCCUGCACUAGAAGGAUGAGAAUUCCUAAGGAGCUCCAUUUCCUUCUUUUCUAUGUCCUUCUACCACAAUUCUUGGUCCUUUCAGCAGACCCACCAUUCUCUUGUGAUCCUUCGAGUCCAUCAACCAAUUCCUUCACCUUCUGCAAAACAACAUCAUUACCCAUUGACAAAAGAGUGGAUGAUCUCAUCGCACACUUAACAUUGGAAGAGAAGAUAGCUCAGCUGGGUGAUAUCGCCCCUUCGAUCCCCCGGCUUGGCAUACCAGCCUACAAAUGGUGGUCUGAGUCGCUUCAUGGGGUCUCAGACUCAGGCCGAGGAAUCCACUUCAAUGGCACCAUUCACUCUGCUACAAGCUUUCCUCAAGUCAUACUCACUGCAGCAUCCUUCAAUCCCCGUAUCUGGUACCAGAUCGGGCAGGCUAUUGGAAUUGAGGCCCGGGCAGUUUACAACAACGGCCAGGCAGAAGGGUUGACAUUCUGGUCACCAAACAUCAAUAUAUUCAGGGAUCCCAGAUGGGGCAGGGGCCAGGAAACUCCUGGUGAGGACCCGAUGACUACGAGCAAGUAUGCAGCCGUUUAUGUCAGGGGGUUGCAGGGUGAUUCCUUCAAAGGGGGAAGUUCUGCAGAGCUAAAGGCCUCAGCUUGCUGCAAGCACUUCACUGCAUAUGAUCUGGAUAAUUGGAAAGGAAACAUUCGAUACACGUUCAAUGCUCUUGUUUCAGCUCAGGAUUUUGAGGACACUUACCAGCCUCCUUUCAAAAGCUGCGUUGAAGAAGGUAGGGCGAGCGGUAUCAUGUGCUCUUACAAUCGUGUCAACGGAGUUCCGACAUGCGCCGAUCACAACCUCUUGUCGAAAACAGCCAGGGGGUCAUGGGGAUUCUAUGGAUACAUUACCUCAGACUGUGAUGCAGUUUCCAUCAUCCAUGAUUCUCAGGGUUAUGCUAAAACGCCAGAAGAUGCAGUUGGAGAUGUUCUCAAAGCUGGAAUGGAUGUGAAUUGUGGCAACUACGUGCAAAAAUAUGCCAAGUCUGCAGUCCAACAGGGAAAACUAUCUGAAGGGGACAUAAACCGAGCUCUGCACAACCUAUUCUCCAUCAGAAUGAGGUUGGGUCUCUUCAAUGGAAAUCCAAAAUACGAAGCCUAUGGCAAAAUAGCUCCAAGCCAAGUCUGCACGCAGAAGCACCAGAACCUGGCAUUGGAAGCAGCCAGAGAUGGCAUUGUUCUGUUGAAGAACUCAGUCAAUAUCCUUCCUCUGUCUAAAUCGAAAGUAAAGUCACUUGGUGUGAUCGGCCUGAAUGCAAACAAUGCAACGAAACUACUUGGCAACUAUGCCGGCCCUCCAUGCAAAAGCAUCACUCCACUUGAGGCAUUGCAGAGCUAUGUUAAGGACACCAGAUACUUAUCUGGGUGCGACACUGCUGCCUGUACUUCGAGUUCAACCAGUGAAGCAGUCCAAUUGGCAAGAUCGGUGGACUAUGUGGUUAUGUUCAUGGGUUUGGAUCUGGAGCAGGAGAGGGAGGACCUUGAUAGAGUGGACUUGGUUCUCCCAGGGAUGCAGCAAAGCCUUAUCACUAGUGUCGCAAGAGCGGCAAAAAGGCCUGUAAUCCUGGUGCUGUUAUGCGGCGGUCCGGUAGAUAUCACAUUUGCCAAGUAUGAAAAGAAGAUUGGAGGCAUCUUGUGGGCUGGUUAUCCUGGUGAAGCUGGUGGACUGGCUAUUGCACAGGUUAUUUUUGGAGAACAUAAUCCAGGGGGAAGAUUACCUGUCACCUGGUAUCCACAGUCUUUCACAAGUGUUCCCAUGACUGACAUGAGGAUGAGAGCUGACCCUGCCUCUGGAUACCCAGGCCGCACCUAUCGAUUUUAUACCGGUAAACCUGUAUACAGUUUUGGCUUCGGUCUUAGCUACUCCACUUAUUCUUAUGAAUUUAGUGCGGAAUCUGAGAACAAAAUCUACCUGAACAAAUCGAUCAGUCUUGAUGCUUUCAAGAUGUCAGGAUCUUUAAGUUAUGAUAUAACAAACAUGGGCUCCGAAGCAUGCAAGAAGCUCAAAUUCUCAACAGUUGUUGGGGUAAAAAAUCAUGGACCAAUGGAUGGGAAACAUCCAGUUUUGCUUUUUCUGCGCUGGCCUAAUGCCCUGUAUGGGAGGCCUAUGAAACAAUUGAUAGGAUUCCAAAGUGUGCAUUUGAAGGCUGGGGAAAGAGCUGAUGUCAAAUUUGUUGUGAGCCCAUGCAAGCACCUCGGUCGAACCAACAUAGAUGGUGCAAAGUUGUUGGACCAAGGAUCUCAUUUUUUGAUGACAGGAAAAAAGGAAUAUCAGAUCAGCAUCAUGGCAUGAAUCAGUUGUGAGAGAGUUUGAACUUUAAAGUUUGUAAUUUGCAUUCUUCUCAAGGGAAAAAAGAAAAAAAAAACUUGGCAAUAUGCAGACCCUGAAAAGUGUAGCUCAUGGAAGUGCACUAGGAAUUUUCUUUCAAAGUAGCAUUCAAAGAAAAUCUCUAAUAUCCUUCCUCCCUCAUGUUGUCUAAUAAAUGCUGUCUUAAAGAAGCAUCUAGCUUUCAGAAAAAGCUUUUCUAUGAGAAUUAAAGGAGCACUGACUGUCAUUGAGAGAAUGUAUCUUUCAAAGAUUUGAAGAAAUCCAUGCAGUGCACAAUUAGUUUCUGUUUCAA